AUAUAUGUGUGUGUAACGUCUUAUAUAUACUUAUACAUAUAUCUUCCAGAAUUUGUGAUUAUUUAUAAAUUAGAGAUAAAAUUGUAAUUGAUCACAAAUGAAUUUAAUAUUCAUCUGAUAGGUUUUGAUUGACAGCUUUUACUUUUUUCAAGGCUCAAUUAAAAAAGUAUUAAUUAGAUAGUUGAGUUCAUUAUAAUGAUUUAAUUAUAUAGAUAGGAUGAAAAUUAAAUUAAUCGCGUUUAUCAGAUUUCAUUUCGAAAUUAAUUUAUUUUCAAUUGUAUUUUGCACUGUAUUUUUAAUUGUUUUUUAAGGAGGCCACUCUAGUAUACUAAAUACUGAAGACUGCAAUUCUACGGAUCAAACUGACAUUCUUGUCAUGGAUAAUCCAAAUCAGAUUUUUGAUCUCUGCUUUAGUCCUGAACCUUGUGCCUUACAAUCUAGUUUCGAUGUUGCAUUCGAUGGAGUAAAUGAUUCAGUAGAUCAAAGUCAGAAAGAAAGAGAAAACAUUUCACCGCUAAAGAAUCCUGAAGAUAAUUCGACGGACGAAGUACUUCUUCAAGAAUAUCCCAGGUUGACAGUUGAUUCGACUGACAAAGAAAAUAAGAGCCCAAACAAUCUUCCGCAGAUCGUAAUGCAAAAUGAAAUGGUCACUGCAGGAUCCUCACAAUUCAAUAUUAAUGAAGAUACGACAACGAACAAAGCAACCAAUGCUAAUACCAAUGUUAAUACCAAUGCUGAAGAUAUCCAAUCUGGUUCAGCAUCUGCUGACGUCAAUGACAAUGAUUGCUUGGACGUUCCUUCGGAUAUCCCAGAUGUUUUUAAAAAGGCUAUAUUUUGGCCCCGCAAGUACAAUUCAGCAACAAAAAAACGUGCUGUAAAAACCAAAAUACCUUCAGUGGCUACUUCAUUGGCCUGGCAAAAAUAUCACCAAGCGAAAGAAAUGGAGAAAUGUCAACGUCAAAUUGCAGUCGAAGAGAGAAAAAGAAAACGGCAAGAAACAGCUGAGAAGAAAAGACAAGAAGCAGAGGAGAAAAAAAGACAAAAAGUGUUGCAACAAGCCGAAAAAGCUGCAAAAAAAAAAAUAGCUCAAGCAAGAAAAAUAAAUGUGAAAAAUAAUGUAACGGUCGCUUGCGCAAAACAAUAUGCACCUUCAUAAUGUGCAUUAUACUUAAUAUUAAUAUUAAUUACUUAAUAUAAAUAAAUUACUUAAUA
Molecule: messenger RNA, 1212 nt
Organism: Solenopsis invicta (red fire ant)
Lineage: Eukaryota; Metazoa; Arthropoda; Insecta; Hymenoptera; Formicidae
Exons: 3
Coding region: 377-1156 (259 amino acids)
Source: RefSeq, a predicted model, not a curated record